UGGAGAAAGAGAAGGAAACCCACAAUUACCUCAGCAAAGAGGAAAUCAAAGAGAAAGUUCAUAAAUACAAUUUAGCAGUCACCGACAAGUUAAAGAUGACCUUGAAUUCAAAUGGGAUUUACACUGGCUUCAUCAAAGUACAGAUGGACCUCUGCAAACCUCCACAGACUUCUACCACCCCUGGAAAACUCGCUCCUGGUAGCAACGGCUGUGUGAACACACUUCAUAUCAGCAGCACAAACACUGUCGGGGAAGUGAUUGAGGCCCUGCUCAAAAAGUUUCUUGUGACUGAGAGCCCUGCCAAGUUUGCACUUUAUAAACGUUGUCACCGGGAAGACCAGGUCUAUGCCUGCAAGCUCUCAGACCGGGAACAUCCACUCUACCUGCGGUUGGUAGCAGGGCCCAGAACAGACACACUUAGUUUUGUUCUUCGUGAACAUGAAAUCGGAGAGUGGGAAGCCUUCAGCCUUCCAGAACUACAGAACUUCUUGCGCAUCUUGGACAAGGAAGAAGACGAGCAGCUGCAGAACCUGAAGAAGCGCUACACAGCCUACAGACACAAGCUGGAAGAAGCCCUCAGCAAGGCGUGGAAGCCUGAUUAAAGUGCAGGGCUCCCUGCCAGGAAGGUGCAGUGCGGGACCCAUGGCCGAAACAGCGGCGAGUGCCUCUUCUCGGAGGCCACUUUCUUGCCCCAUGAUGAUAGGGUCAUCCCCCUUUUAUCUCUAAAUUUAGUUCCCAAAACCUGGUCAUGCAGCAUCUUGCACCUUACACAUCCCGCCUAAGGGCCUUUGCAAGCUUGCUCUGUUACAGCACUGCCUGUUACCUCUCGGCAAGCUGUGAACCUGUAGUCUCAUCAGGAGCAUUCUAGAAUGCUUGGAAGCAUAAACUCUGGGGGGUUGUUUUUUUUUCUUAUUUUCUUUUAGCUAUUUUAAUUAUGUGAUGAUGAUGUUAAGCUUAAGGGUGCGCAAGUGAUAUUUUAAAAGCUUAACAAGGAAUCUCUGAAUACUUGUCCUAUGUUGAAACUACCUGUUUUUUGUGUUUGGGUUUUUUUUGUCAGAAGAUUCUGUCCAUGUGAAUCGAAAGGCACAGAAAUCUAGGAACUGUGAGGAAUUUGUGAAGGAUUUUGUAGGGGUUUGACAAAGAAAGUGAAGAGCACGUUGGAAGAAGGCACGUGCAGAGGUGGCGAGCUCCUGAGGCUGGGGAAGGUAGAGGAGAAGGGCGUGUUUGCUUGUGAAUGGGUUUAAAGCUUGCAGUGUUGAGAUGUUAAACCCAUUUUAGGAUUGCUUGACUUCCUGGUGGGUAAAAUGUGGGAACAGAGCCAAAGAGGUGGAGCCGAACCAAAAGGAGGGGACCCAUGAAGUCCGCCCCUGACCGGAGAAUCAAGCAGGGGGAUCUUACAAACCGAGACGGAGGUGGGCCUCACGCAGCUGCAUCUGACCUCCUGCUUUCCUCUUGCAGUGGAAGCUACCGCGUGGUGCAGCUUCUCAGUACAGGCAGGGGAAUGGCCAUUUGCUGACUCCUGUUUAGUGAUAUAUGUAGUUUCCCCCCCAGAGGUUGUUUUCAAAGUUGAAAAGGAUUUUGGGCGGGGGCAGCUGCUUUUCCUUUGACUGUCAGCUAAGGAGGUUUAUCAGGUAAAGGGCCCACAGCACACUUUUGUGACAGUCACUCCCUGUCCUCUUAUGCCUCCCUUUCUUUCCCUUGUCUUCCCUUGCCCUCCCUACUCCCUUCCUUCCCUCUCCUCACCUCUUUUCUUUCUCCUUUUCUUUUAUAAGGUGAAGUCUGUUCUUACGCAGUGUAGAACACGGAUAGUGAUUAAAGACCCCAUGCUACCAGAUCCUCAUUUCCAAAGGCUGACUAGGCUGUGAGUACAAGGCCCCAAGAAAGAAAGUCCACACAUCCAGCUGACCACACAACAGGGUUUCAUUAUGAAAAUAUUAUCACAAAAGUGCAUGUUUAACCAAAGAAAUGAGUGUGCAAUAAGAAGCCUUCCAUGAAACUGGCGAACUAACAUCAUUUUUUGCAGC
Messenger RNA from Galeopterus variegatus (Sunda flying lemur), 2024 nucleotides. RefSeq names its product Ras association (RalGDS/AF-6) domain family member 3 (gene RASSF3). Lineage: Eukaryota; Metazoa; Chordata; Mammalia; Dermoptera; Cynocephalidae. The transcript is spliced from 4 exons. Gene Ontology annotation, cellular component: cytoplasm. The record is from RefSeq and is a predicted model, not a curated record. The coding region runs from base 96 to 602 and encodes 168 amino acids. Gene Ontology annotation, biological process: signal transduction.